Molecule: messenger RNA, 1518 nt
Organism: Penicillium griseofulvum
Lineage: Eukaryota; Fungi; Ascomycota; Eurotiomycetes; Eurotiales; Aspergillaceae
Product: alpha-N-arabinofuranosidase
Exons: 6
Coding region: 1-1518 (505 amino acids)
Biological process (GO): polysaccharide catabolic process; L-arabinose metabolic process
Molecular function (GO): alpha-L-arabinofuranosidase activity
Source: RefSeq, a predicted model, not a curated record
AUGACGACCUUUACCAAGUUGGAGGAUCAUGAGACUCCUCUCAUCUCCGUGCACCCCUCGAGGCGUAUUUCCAAAAUCAAUCCCAAUAUUUACGCCGGCUUUACCGAACAUAUGGGACGGUGUAUCUAUGGUGGCAUCUAUGAUCCCGGAAACCCGCUGUCAGACGAGAAGGGAUUCCGCAAGGAUGUCUUGGAGGCGUUAAAGGGGCUCAACAUCCCUGUCGUUCGGUAUCCCGGUGGAAACUUCUGUGCGACCUAUCACUGGCUCGAUGGUGUUGGUCCUAGAGAUCAGCGGCCAGCACGACCCGAGCUUGCUUGGCUCGGAACCGAGACAAACCAAUUUGGCACGGAUGAAUUUAUGCAAUGGUGCGAGGCUCUGGGUACGGAGCCGUACCUUUGCUUCAACUUUGGUACCGGUACUUUGGAUGAAGCCUUGGGCUGGGUUGAAUACUGCAACGGAACUGGCAAUACCUACUAUGCCAAUCUGCGACGAAAGAAUGGCCGCGAGGAGCCCUACAAUGUCAAGUACUGGGCUCUCGGAAACGAGUGCUGGGGUCCCUGGCAGGUGGAGCAGAUGACCAAAGAAGCAUAUGCUCACAAGGCAAUCCAAUGGGCCAAAGCUCUGAAACUCCUGGAUCCCACCUUGGUCUUGAUUCUCUGUGGUCAAGACGGCACUGCUUCAUGGGAUUACUACACACUAAACAAGUGUCUUGUACCCGCUCACUCUGCAUUGUCAACCAGCUCAGUGCCUUUGAUCGACAUGCACAGCAUUCAUCUUUACACAUCCUCAUCAUCCCACCUCCCCAACGUGACAGCCCCACUAGCCGCAGAGCGCGCAAUUGAAAUCACAUCUUCCCUGAUCGAUCUCGCCCGGGUUGAAAACCAAGUUCCCCCCGAGCAACUCCGCCCGACAAUCUGCUUCGACGAGUGGAAUGUCUGGGAUCCAAUCCGCGCAGAGGGAAGCCUAGGCGCCGAAGAAAGCUACACGCUCUCCGACGCGCUCGCCGUAGCCGUCUGGUUGAACGUCUUCGUCCGAAAGAGCAAGGAUGUCAGCAUGGCUUGUAUCGCGCAGACUGUUAACGUUAUCUCGCCCCUGAUGACAUCCCCAGAGGGAAUUACCAAGCAGACUACCUGGUGGCCGCUCUGGCUGUUCUCGCGGUACAUGCGCGGUUGGACUGUUAGCAGCCAUGUUUCUUGUGGAACAUACAAGGGUGAGACUGCGCCUAAGUGGGUGCGAAGUGUCAAGGAUACGCCCUGGUUGGAUGUCAGUGCUACUCUAGGUGAUGAUGGGUUUGUCAACGUUGCUGUGGUGAAUAUCCAUGACACUGAAGACUUGGAGAGUCGCGUUGAGGGUGCUCAGGGAGAGAUUUCUGUGUUCACUGUCACGGCGAGUGAUUUGUUCGUGACUAAUAUGAAGGGCAAGGAGGAAGUGGCGAUCCAGGAGUCGACCUGGGAUGGAAGUGGGUUGUAUAAAUUCCCGCGUCACUCGCUUACUCUACUGAGAUGGAAGGCUGAGUAA